CAGCUGGGGAGGGUGGUGGGGGCGAGGCCGGCCAGGCCGCAGACCCGGGCCUUAAAGCCUGAGUCAGUCGCUGUUGCGCUAGAGCUCGGGACUUCGGCGACCUCAGGGAGGCUGCGUGUGAUCCUGCGCAGCUGUGGCCGCCACAGGGUUUGGAAACAUGAAUCCUUCAUUGUUCCUGGCUGCGUUGUGCUUGGGUAUAGCUUCAGCUACUCCAAACUCUGAUCAGAAUCUAGAUACCUCAUGGCACCACUGGAAGUCAACGCACAGGAGACUAUAUGGCAAGAAUGAAGAAGGGUGGAGGAGAGCCGUGUGGGAGAAGAAUAUGAAAAUGAUUGAAAUGCACAAUCAUGAAUAUAGCAACGGAAAACAUGGCUUCACAAUGGGCAUGAAUGCUUUCGGCGACAUGACCAAUGAAGAAUUCAGACAGGUGAUGAAUGGCUUUCGAAACCAGAAACAGAAGUCGGGGAAAGUGUUUCACGCACCUCUGCUCCUUCAGGCCCCCAAAUCUGUGGAUUGGAGAGAGAAAGGUUUCGUGACUCCGGUGAAGAAUCAGGGUCAGUGUGGUUCUUGUUGGGCUUUUAGUGCGACUGGUGCUCUGGAAGGACAGAUGUUCCGGAAAACCGGCAAACUCAUCUCACUGAGCGAGCAGAACUUGGUGGACUGCUCUCGGAGACAAGGCAAUCUUGGCUGUCAGGGCGGCCUGAUGGACAAUGCCUUCCAGUACAUUAAGGACAAUGGAGGGCUGGACUCAGAGGAAUCCUAUCCAUAUAAAGGAAUGGAUGGAACCUGUCAAUACAAGGCUGAAUGGGCUGUUGCUAAUGACACUGGCUUUGUGGACAUUCCUGCAGGAGAAGGCCCUUAUGAAGGCAGUGGCGUCUGUGGGACCAAUCUCUGUUGCUAUUGACGCAGGCCAUGCGUCCUUCCAAUUCUACAAAGAUGGCAUUUAUUAUGAGCCAGACUGCAGCAGUGAAAACCUGGAUCAUGGUGUUCUGGUGGUUGGCUACGGCGUUGAAAAAAGGAAUUCAAAUGAUAAAUAUUGGCUUAUCAAGAAUAGCUGGGGUGAACAGUGGGGUGCAAAUGGUUAUGUGAAAAUAGCCAAAGACAGAAACAACCACUGUGGGGUCGCCUCAGCAGCCAGCUAUCCUGUCGUCUGAGCUGACGAAUGGUGAUCUUGGAAGACUUGAGGACUAUCUGGAGGAAUUUUAUCUUAAAACUGACCAAACCCUUAUUUGUAAGAUAAAACACUUGAAUCACCAAGGAUCCAAGUUGUGAUUUGAAUUCUGUGACAUUUUUACAAGGGUAAAAUGUUACCACUAUGUUAAUUACUGUUAUAAACAGCUUUAUGAUAUUGAAGACUCAUUGUUUAAUUCUAAGGCUUUU
Tupaia belangeri chinensis (Chinese tree shrew) is the source of this 1380-nucleotide messenger RNA. RefSeq names its product cathepsin L1. Gene Ontology annotation, molecular function: cysteine-type peptidase activity. NCBI's taxonomy places the organism in Eukaryota, Metazoa, Chordata, Mammalia, Scandentia, Tupaiidae. The record is from RefSeq and is a predicted model, not a curated record. Gene Ontology annotation, biological process: proteolysis.